Messenger RNA from Fusarium oxysporum Fo47, 895 nucleotides. Its product is annotated as C2H2-type zinc finger protein. Lineage: Eukaryota; Fungi; Ascomycota; Sordariomycetes; Hypocreales; Nectriaceae. The coding region runs from base 1 to 663 and encodes 220 amino acids. The record is from RefSeq and is a predicted model, not a curated record. The transcript is spliced from 4 exons.
AUGUCACGACGAAGUGACCGUUCUCACAGACACAGUCGUUCCAGCAGAUCUCACCAAUCUCAACAGGACGACAUUCCCAUUGAUCCCAAUCUGACUUCCGAAGCCUCAUACCCUGGAUAUACUGAUACCCAGGGCUUUGCCUCGUACAGCCAAGCUGGUCCAAGUGUAUACGCAACAGCCUCGAGUACUCCAGAGACUCAGGAUCCAAGCAUGUUGUAUUACAUGACGCAGCAACCUGCAACUGUCAACCCCAAUGAGGUUUUACUGAGUUCAGGGUCUGGUUAUGCAACCCAUAAUUACCCCAGCUCCUAUCCAACUGCCGAGCCUACUCAACCGGAAGCUUCAUCGUCUACAGCCCAGGUUACCACUCCGCACCACUGUUCAGAAUGUGACCGCUUCUUCGGCGGUAACAGAGACCUAAACAAACACAUGAAAACUCACAACAAGCCUGUCAAAUGCAAAGCCGAUCCCAACUGCAACGUCACCAAGGCAGAGCAGCGGGACAUGGAUCGCCACUACCGAACUUCUCACAGAGCCUACGCGGCGAGCAAGGGUAUCCUCACCGAGGAGAGGAUCUGCGGGUUUGAGGGGUGUACUUCAAAGUUUACGAGGCAGGACAAUCUGCUCAAGCAUUGGAAGAAGUUCCACAACUACGAACAGUAACGGAACAGCCGUUGUUCUGCUUUCUUUUCUCCUAUAUUUUACUAGCAUAUGCGGUUUUUUCCAUUGUUCGUCAUCUGUCUCCUGAUUUCAGGUGUUCUUUUGGCCAGCCUACCCUGCCAUGCCACCGUAGCGGGCAAAGACGGGGGAUCGCUUGAGAAGCGAGUACGGGACCACGUACACACCAAUUUAUUCACUCAUUAUUUGGUAUAGUUGUGGUUAUAUAGAUGGAGAG